This is a messenger RNA of Aphanomyces astaci, 2022 nucleotides long. RefSeq lists its product as hypothetical. Bases 1 to 2022 code for a protein of 673 amino acids. NCBI's taxonomy places the organism in Eukaryota, Oomycota, Saprolegniomycetes, Saprolegniales, Verrucalvaceae. Gene Ontology annotation, molecular function: metalloendopeptidase activity. Gene Ontology annotation, biological process: protein processing. Gene Ontology annotation, cellular component: plasma membrane. The record is from RefSeq and is a predicted model, not a curated record. The transcript is spliced from 2 exons.
AUGGUCAAAGUCCUCGUCUCCCUAAGCGCAUUGGCUGCUGCUGCCACGGCCGGCUCCGUGACGGAACUCCCCGAGUCUGUGACCAAGCUCAUCGACUACUCCGCCAACCCCUGCGAAGACUUUUACCAAUACGCGUGCGGUGCGUGGUACAAGGAUGCUGUGAUCCCCCCGGACAGACCCAGCAUCGACACGUCGUUCUCCAAGAUCUCCAUUCAGAACGAAAACGAAGUCGUGUUGACCAAGAUUUUGUCUGAAAACAAGCCCAAGCUCACUGAGUUCUACAGCUCGUGCUUGGACACGGCCACACUGACGUCGCUCGGCCUCUCUCCGUUGGCGGACUCGUUCAAAGCCAUUCGCUCGGCCAACACGACGUUGGACCUCCUCAUCGUGGCCGGGCAGUUGGUGAAGAACGGCAUCCCUGCCUUUGUGGACAUCAAAUCGAGCGGUAACGACAACGAUACGACCAAGAACGCCCUCUUCGGUUUCCAAGCCCCCUUGUCGCUGGCUCGCACGUACUACACCAACCCUACCAGAUGGGCGUUCAUCCAAGCCGACUACAAGGUGUACAUUGCAUCGGUGUUGCAGUUGGCUGGAUACACUGCCGAGCAAGCUGCGGCGGCCGUGCCGGUGAUCAUCCGUUUUGAGCUAUCUCUGGCCGGUGUCACCCUCAGCAAGCUCGAAGAAAUGGAAGCUGUGGUCUCCGCGUACACUGCGUUCACGUUUCAUGAACUGGACCAAAAGUACCCGCUGCUCGUCGGUUCGUGGCUCAAGGGCAACGGCUUCAACGUCCGCGACCAAUGCGGGGGGGCGACCGACUGGGUUGGGUUUUACAGCUUGAACUACUUUGACAAGACCGAAGAGUUGUUGAAGAACACGUCAUUGGAAGACCUCCGCACCAUCGUGGAGUACAAGCUCAUCCACGCCUCGUCCACCCACCUGACCCCUGAAUUCCGCACGGCCAACUGGAACUUGUUCGGCAAGAAGAUCGGUGGCCAAAAGACGGAGCCUACUCGUGAAAAGUUCUGCUUGGGUCAAACGAGCGUCACCGUUGGGGAGCUCCUGGGCAAGUACUUCUUGGAAGCGGUGUGGUCGGCCAACACAGCCAAGACUGCUGACGAAUUGGUGAAGGCCUUGAGAUCAUCCUUCUCCACUGGUAUUGCCACCGCGGACUGGUUGGAUAACUCGACUCGCACCAACGCGCAAACCAAGUUGUCAAAGUUUGUGCACUUGCUGGGGGGGUCUGAGAAGCCACAGCUAUACCCCACCCUGACAUUCGACACGAAGUCGUACUUGAACAACCGCUGGAAGGUAUCGCAAGUGAACCUCGACACCAACUUGAAGCUGAACGGCCAACCUGUGGACAAGCGGAGGUUCUCCAUGUCCCCCCAAACGGUGAACGCGUACUACAGCCCUAGCGUCAAUCAAAUUGUGUUCCCAGCUGGCAUUUUGCAAAACCCGUUCUUUGACGGCCAGUUCGAUGCUGCUCAGAAUUUUGGGGCCAUCGGGAUGGUUAUCGGCCACGAAAUCACUCACGGGUUCGACAACAGAGGCCGUAGCUACGAUGGCGACGGCAACUUGAACCCGUGGUGGUCGAAUGUCACCUCCGUUGCGUUCGACAACAAGGCCCAGUGCAUCGUCGACCAGUACGCCAAGUUUGUCGUCAAGAGUGAAGUGACUGGCGCUGUGUUGGGCAACCUCAACGGCAGGCUCACGUUGGGCGAAACCAUUGCUGACAACGGCGGGCUCAAGACCAGUUUCCGUGCGUACCACGAGUACUUGAAGAAGUACCCGUCGCAGUACACGGAAGAAACUGGGGACAAGUUGUUCUACUUGUCGUUCGCCCAAGGCUGGUGCUCCAAGAACUCGGACGCCCGACUAACUGCGCUCUUGUCGGACUCGCACCCGCCUGGUCGAUUCCGCGUCACGGGGGCGUUGCAAAACAAUGCCGAGUUCGCCCGAGUGUUCAAGUGCCCCACCAACUCGUACUUGAAUCCGUCCAACAAGUGCUUGUUGUGGGAAUAG